Molecule: messenger RNA, 1908 nt
Organism: Solenopsis invicta (red fire ant)
Lineage: Eukaryota; Metazoa; Arthropoda; Insecta; Hymenoptera; Formicidae
Exons: 2
Coding region: 170-514 (114 amino acids)
Source: RefSeq, a predicted model, not a curated record
GCAAAUAUUGCACGUAGGUGUAUUAAUGAAUAAAGUGGUGCACACGGCCCUCGAUGGGAUAAAGGAAAUCAUAGAUGAAAAAUAGUAUAAAUAGGUGCGUCUUCUAGCGGAGCGAGUAGUCUAGUCUUGAUCUUUGGUCCAUCCGAAUCACAGUUCCGUGACAUCUUGUAUGUCCGAGUUCUAUGACUCUCGGAUCGCGGUCUUUAAACUCGUACGCGGCGCAAGUCUUGGUCGAGAGGAAAAAGUGUUAGUUGAAACGUCCCUGGUUGAGAUCUGCAGACCAUUGUGCAUCGCACCCGGAACACCUCCAACCGGACCUACCAUUUCCCGCCGAGUGCGGCCCAGUUUGAAAGCCUGCGGCUCCGAGAGAUUCACAUUCACCUACAUCGACACUCACACUACAAUCUGCAAGCAUGAAUUUAGUUUCCAAAGUUCACAAAAACCGGUCCCGAGCAGCAGCGAAGCGCCGCCGGAAUCGCCGCAAUCGCCGAACCCACCGCCUCAAAGCCAUUGAGGAGGAAAUACACAGGAUCGCCGCCCAAGUUAAUCAACUUUGCCCCCCUGUUUCGUACUCCACGGGCGCACCGGAGAAAAGCAAUUUCCCCCAUUCCCCCCGGUUUCCCCGUAGAUAAUUUUUCUCGCGCCGACUCCCCCGUAAAUAAUUUUCCUCGUGCCGACUCCCCCGUAAAUAAUUUUCCUCGCGCCGAUUCCCCCAUAGAUAAUUUUCUUCGCGCCGACUCCCCCGAUUCUCAAAUAACUUAUAGAAUCUUUCCGGACUCUCUCGUUUCACUCUCUUCUCCGGGAUCUCCGAUCCCUGAAAUUCACGAUUUGGAGGAAGAGCAACCUCCUGAGGAUUCUUCUAACGUAGGGGCCCGCGAAGAGGAGAAGGAACCUCGCUCAAUCCCUCCAAUCCUCGGAUCGCAUGAUCUCGAGGACGAGAAUCGUUCUCCAAGCCCCACGCUUAGCAUAGAAUUCGUAGAGGAGCUACCUCCACUUCCUCCGCGUUGUUAUUUUGCCCCUAGCCCCCUUCAAUCACUUGAAUCAAUUUUAUCAGUGUUUCCGACGUCCUCUGUCCCACUCCCUUCUGGCGCGUUCUCGAUUGGGCCCGAAGAAUUCGACCUUGAAGCGGUCCGUGCCUUCCUUUCUCGGUCUCCCCCCGAUGCACCUGUCCCCGUGUAUCUCCCCCAUACAUCCCCCGAAAUACUAUUUGAUCCCCAAAUUAAUAUUUCUAAACCACUUUCGGCCCAAUACUGCCGUGUUAAAUGAAGUCCCAACAUAGGCACACAUACACCUAUACAUACACGUAUAUUUUUAGAAAAAAAAUUGUAAAUGGUAACUAUUAUGAGACAAUAGUAUUAUUAUAUUAUCUGUUGUAAGUCCAAACUAAUUGUAUCUCACAUUGUAAUCAUUAAUUUAAAUAGUAUAGUUUUAACUUCUUUUAUUUAAUCAAAAUAACAUUCACCUCUUAGUAUCACAAAUCUACUCUAUAUUAAACAAUUUGAGUCCAAUUCAGGUUUUCCCUUUAAUUUAAACGAUAUAUAUAAAAGGGAGAAACCAACGUUAAUCCAAUCUGUUUAUUUAAAUAAGUAAUCAUGAGAAUGAAAUGUUAAAUCACCCAGUAAGUCGACAUUGUAUUCUUUAUUAUUAUUCGUAGAAUAAACCAUGUACAACAAUUAAAUUGUCCUAAUUUCUCAACCACGACCACCAUUCCUCGCUCUUAAGAUAAGCACUAGGUCCGAUCCCGAGGUAAAACAAUUAGGUUUGUUGCCUCAAAACAGGACCGAGAGACGCGGAACUCCCGGAUAUUUGUCCCCGCUGUGGUCCCAUUGACCCAUGUAUUCUGGGUUGUCAAUGCAGCCUGUUUGUGCCUCGUGUGCACGUUCUCAAGUUGUUACGUCCCUCCUUUCC